AUGAAGCUCAUCCCCUCGCUUCUGCUCCUUGUGAGCUAUGGAAGCGCCACUACUCAUUCUUUGCACAACAACGCAUCAUCCUGUCCAGCCCGAACGCUACAUCUCAGUGAUCCGCCUUAUCAGGAUUACUUUUACUCAGACUGUCACGUCGAUGCUCAAGCUGUCAUCACCAGUCCCCUCCCCGACAGCAAUCUUUCCAUCAUAGGCCCUCGACUCAUCGUUGCCUGGCCUGCCGGAAAUAGUGGCAUCUGCACCUUUUUCCAACCACAAAGCGGCAAAAACGGUAGCCUCGCCAUUGAGCUUGUCAAUUCCACGUUGGGGAGCCCUCUGGGCCCUAUCUACCGCAAGGCCAACCACUCUGCCCCCCCUGUUGUUGGCGUCGAGGGCGUUCUCUCCUUCAAUGAUUCCGCUGAGCUGCCGAUUGCUAUUCUGGGCAGCGUCAGAAACAUUCGUGAUUUCACAGAAGGCCCAAGUCUCCUUAGUCCUGUUAUACAAGCCGGCAUCAGAGUCACCAAAUAUCAGCAUAACGGCGCGCAAAUUACUCGGAGAUGGCUAGACAACGUCACUACCACUACAUUCACGCUUGUACCCUGGAAGAACAGUGAUAGCCACAUCCGAAUCCACCACACAACGCUGCGGUUCGGCUCUGGCUUCUACCAUUUCACUGCUUCGUUCAACUAUCCUCAGCUCAAGCAGUUGACGCCGACUCAGAUAUUGAACAACCAGUCCCAAGCACUCGUCAAACAACAGCCAGAGACCGUCUCAUCCCUCUCCUUCUUCUCCUACACGGAGAAGCUGCUGGCCGGAGGGUGGAGGUUUCUCACAUACUUUGGCCGCGACAGCAUGAUUUCGGCACUCCUGCUCCAGCCUAUUCUCAGCACCGGCAAUGGUUCUGCCAUCGAGGCCGUCAUAGGAGCAGCGCUCGAACGUGUCAAUCGAACAGAUGGCUCUGUCUGCCAUGAGGAAACCAUUGGCGACUAUGCGACGUUCGUCAAUUUGCAGAACAACAUUACAUCUACAGCCGCUGGUUUUACGUAUCCAAUGAUUGACACGGACUACUAUCUCCCCAUCCUUAUGGCACGAUACUUUGGCUCUUCUCCAGAUCGAGUCAGCCCACUGCUCAGCACAAAGGCUGGAACAAUUGACGUCAGCAAUGCGAAUCUGACUUGGGGCGAUCUGAGUUACACCACUGCCAGCAAGAUCAUGAACCUUACCGCGGCAUUUGAGCAUAAUCAGACAGUGGACAACCUCAUUGCUCUCAAGCCAGACCAGAUCGUCGGUCAGUGGCGCGAUUCCACAUAUGGUCUUGCCAACGGCCGCAUCCCAUUCGACGUUAACUGCGCUCUGGCACCAGCCGCCCUGUACGCCAUCUCCAGCUUGGCAGCCAUGCCCGGCGUCUAUCCCAACAAUUCUUUCACCAGAAACUGGGCCACGGAGGCGGCACGGAGGGCCAAAGUGUGGGAAGACAAGACGCUACAGUUCUUCCAGCACAACAUUACCACCCAGACCGCCAAGACAAGGCUGAAGCAGUACACCAACAAGAGCACAUUCUACAAGGGCCCUACCAAUGGUGAUUCGGUGUCGAACUAUUCCACCGAUGGUACCGUGAUUGACUAUGGAUUGGCCAUCAACAGCACCACUACGCCAGAGAUUAUUCCCAUUUCACAUACAGAUACGGCCUUUCGCCAUUACUUGCUCAACACAACAGACGAUGAGCAACUGACAACAUUUAUCAACGCAUCCGCAAACGCGAUUCUGCGUCCGUUCCCAGCUGGUCUGAGCACCCCGGUCGGCGUCGUCGUCGCGAAUCCUGCCCUGUCCGACAACGGCGUGCUCAUCGCCAACUUCACAAACUCUGCCUAUCAUGGCACCGUCAUCUGGAGCUGGCAGCUGGCGCUGAUGGCCAAGGGACUUGAGCGGCAGCUUGCGCGAUGCCAUGGCGCGAACGUGACGGAUAUCCCUUCAUCCGUGGUCGAUGCAACCGCGAUUCCCAAAUUCUGCAGCAACAAGGGCGUUUUGGGUGCUGUGAAGAGCGCGUAUAAUAAGCUGUGGGAUAUGAUCGACGACAAUGCGGAGCAGCUCGAAUCCGAAGUAUGGAGCUGGACGUAUAACGAAGGAUCGUCGCGAGGCUUCGAGUUUUCCCCUCUGGGUGUACUUCCUCCUCCACCAGGAGUAGGAGGUGGAACAGAGAGCGACGUCCGACAGCUGUGGAGUUUGACGUUCCUAGCUGUGAAAAGGAAUAAGAGUUUUCAGUGA
Messenger RNA from Trichoderma citrinoviride, 2256 nucleotides. RefSeq lists its product as hypothetical. The record is from RefSeq and is a predicted model, not a curated record. The transcript has a single exon. Lineage: Eukaryota; Fungi; Ascomycota; Sordariomycetes; Hypocreales; Hypocreaceae. Bases 1 to 2256 code for a protein of 751 amino acids.